Molecule: messenger RNA, 540 nt
Organism: Rasamsonia emersonii CBS 393.64
Lineage: Eukaryota; Fungi; Ascomycota; Eurotiomycetes; Eurotiales; Trichocomaceae
Product: Nascent polypeptide-associated complex subunit beta
Exons: 4
Coding region: 1-540 (179 amino acids)
Cellular component (GO): nascent polypeptide-associated complex; cytosol
Source: RefSeq, a predicted model, not a curated record
AUGGAUCAGGCGAAGCUGGCUAAGCUGCAGCAGAGCGUGCGGAUCGCUGUGGAGGGGGGAGGGAAUCCCAGCGGUGGUAUUUAUUUAGCGGGUUGUUCAGGAUGUCCUGACAGAGGCAAGGGUACUCCCCGCCGUAAGACCAAGAGGGUCCACAAGACGUCCACCACCGACGACAAGAAGCUCCAGACGACGCUCAAGAAGAUGAACGUGCAGCCGAUCCAGGCGAUCGAGGAGGUGAACAUGUUCAAGGAGGACGGCAACGUUAUUCACUUUUCUGCUCCGAAGGUCCACGCCUCCGUCCCCUCCAACACCUUCGCCAUCUACGGCAACGGCGAGGAGAAGGAGCUGACCGAGCUCGUCCCGGGCAUCCUGAACCAGCUGGGUCCGGACAGCCUGGCGUCGCUGCGCAAGCUGGCCGAGAGCUACCAGAACAUGCAGAAGAAGGAAGGCGGCGAGGGUAAGAAGGAGGGCGAGGACGAAGACGAGGAUGACAUCCCGGACCUGGUCGAGGGCGAGAACUUUGAGAGCAAGGUGGAGUAA